Molecule: messenger RNA, 295 nt
Organism: Drosophila persimilis
Lineage: Eukaryota; Metazoa; Arthropoda; Insecta; Diptera; Drosophilidae
Product: chymotrypsin inhibitor SCI-II
Exons: 2
Coding region: 18-257 (79 amino acids)
Biological process (GO): negative regulation of peptidase activity
Molecular function (GO): serine-type endopeptidase inhibitor activity
Source: RefSeq, a predicted model, not a curated record
GUCUUAAAAAAUUCAAUAUGAAAUAUUUCGCUCUUCUGCUGCUGCUCUGCUGCCUGAUGGCAAGUGCUUUGGCCACACUCAAGUCGCCUGUCUGUGGAGAGGAGUCUGGAAAGAUUGGCGAGUGUAGGGCAUCGCUCACGAAGUGGACCUAUCGCGAGGAUAAAAACGAAUGCAUUGAAUUCUUGUACAGUGGCUGCCAUGGCAAUAACAAUCUUUUUGAUACCAAGAAAAUAUGUGAACAGACCUGUAAGGUUUAAAGCUUUCCCCCUCUAUAUAAAAGUAGCUUUAAUAUGAA